Molecule: messenger RNA, 1844 nt
Organism: Plodia interpunctella (Indianmeal moth)
Lineage: Eukaryota; Metazoa; Arthropoda; Insecta; Lepidoptera; Pyralidae
Product: 23 kDa integral membrane protein-like
Exons: 1
Coding region: 1-780 (259 amino acids)
Cellular component (GO): plasma membrane
Source: RefSeq, a predicted model, not a curated record
AUGAGUUCUAAAGUGUGCUCGCACGUUCUAAAUUCCUUCUAUGCCUUCCUCGGCUUAGCCCUCACGGCUACGGCGAUUUGGUUCUUUGUUGAAGUGAAAGAAGUGACAAAUCUGCGGAACAGUAACCAUUACCUGUUGGAUUACAACCUGUAUUGGCCUCAGGUGAUACCAUGGCUGUUUAUCAUCGUGGGACUGCUUGUCCUCGGCGUUUCCGGGUGUGGAUUCUCUGGUGCCACCAAGAAGAGCAAAGGAAUCCUUAGAGUGCACGUAACGUUUGUUUCUAUUACAAUUUUGGUGUCCCUUGCUGUGGCUGUGAUUGCUCUAGUGUUUGCUGACAGCAAAUCGUCAGAUAAUUUCAUCAAAGACACGAUUUGGGACGCGUUUUACCAAAUGAAAGAGCAUCACGAAGUCGAAGAGUCAUUCGGGAGAAUCGAAAGGAGGAUGCAGUGUUGCGGCGCCGAAAGUCCCAGAGAUUACGUCAACUGGAAGAACGACUUCCCCAAUUCCUGCUGCGAUGUAUUCUACCAUGGAUGGUUGGAGCCUUACAGCAUUAACUGCGAGAUUACGAACAAAUUAGCUAACGAACGUCACGGCUGCGCGACUGUUGCUGCGCAGUAUUCGAGAAUCAUCAUCAAAGUCUUAUCUGGAGUGUCAAUAUUCAUCGCCUUCAUCAGUAUUAUCAUCUUAGUAGUAUCUAUUAGAAUGCUGAGAUCUAUUUUGAGGCGACCGCGAGUGUUACAAGCCCAGCAAGAGUCUGAAAGCAAAAAAGGACUGAUAUAAACUGAACUGUAGUGUUAAACCAACCGUGUAAUAUUUUUUUGUUUUUGUCUCUUUAUUGUGAUGACCGUUAAGGCCAUAUUCGUCAAGCAUAUCGAAUAAUGGUGCGUGUCGAGGUUCAGUACUUUUGUAUUCUAAAGAGGCGCUUUGGAAUGACGACGAAUCUCAAAUUAUUGUUGUCUGUUCAAUUAUGACCAAUUUACAUCAUUUCCAGUGAUGUAGUCAUGCUUGAUACUAACUUUAAACGUGUUAAUCGAGUAUUAUUAUCUCAUGAAAUAGAGAUGUCUUAUAGUCUUAAAGUUUGGGCUAUUGAUUAUGUGAUUUUGAAAUUGGUAGAGUAUGAUUGUGUCCCCACCUAUCCCCACCGAAAUUGAAAGUGUACGGUCCGUAUAAAUUGGCUUCACUGCGGUGGACUGGUAGACCAGAUGCAUUUAGCUUUUGUGGCGCUGACCACGCAAUUACAAAGCAGAUUAAUGACGAAGUCAAUUAGUAUUAUUAUGUGUCAUUUCAGAAAUGAUGUUCUCAAUUUAUAAUGCUAUAUGCUAUAAUGUUGUAAGCUAUUAAGUAACCGGCUAAGUUGAGAUAUUUUAUUAAGCGUGACCAGUUUUUGUUGUUGACUUUUUCAUUUCACAACAUUACGCUGGUGGGGCGUGUGUAACAUAGUGACAUACAAGUUCUUAAGUGAAAGUUUUUCAUUUCUUGUUAGAAGAAAAUGUCUAACUUCACACCAGUUACGUAAGAAGUAAGGGCUUGUACGUACAUGCGACUGAUUUGUAAUGAAUGGAUGUAAUCAUGUAUGCACAGCUGCGCGUAUGUAUGUUUGUAUUAUAAAUUUCUUAAUAGAAAGUGAGCUAGGUGAAACUGUGCUGUCAGUAAGUAGGUAUAAAUAAAUCUUGAAAUAAAUUAGCAUUUAAAAGAGGUUACUAAGCUUUAUGAAAUACUAAUUAUUGUUUCCGAUCACAAAAAUGCAUUUUUGUGUCACAUUAGAUUAAUUUAUUUAUAUUUAUUGAUGUACCAAAUAAUAAGUACCUGUAUGAAACGUGUGUAAAUAAACGGAAUGAUACACA